AUUAUUUUUUUUCCCCCAUCUGGCUUUUUUUCCCCCUGGGGGGCUUGUGGUGUGUCAAGGAAGCCGGCGCGCUCCCAGGAGUUGGGAUUAUUUGCACAACGUCUGUAUAUUGGGUUCUUGAUCCUGUUUUAUUUUUAUUUUUGAAGCGCAGAGGGGUUGUUGGGUUUUUAUUUGGUUUUUUUGUUGCUUUUUUUUUUUUUGCCCCUCCACACCACUCUUUUCUUGGGUUUUUCCCCUGCCACUGUCAGCAUCACCUCACCUUCCCACUGUUCUCACCAUGGCCCGGAUGAACCGCCCUGCGCCCGUGGAGGUCUGCUACAAAAACAUGAGGUUCCUCAUCACCCACAACCCCACCAAUGCUACGCUCAGCACCUUCUUGGAGGACCUGAAGAAAUACGGUGCCACCACGGUCGUGCGAGUGUGUGAAGUGACCUAUGACAAGACCCCCCUGGAGAAGGACGGCAUCACUGUCAUGGAUUGGCCAUUUGAUGAUGGAGCACCUCCUCCCAGCAAGAUUGUGGAAGAUUGGCUGAACUUGUUGAAGACCAAGUUCUGCGAGGACCCUGGCUGCUGCGUGGCCGUGCACUGCGUGGCCGGCCUGGGGCGCGCUCCCGUCCUUGUCGCGCUGGCCUUGAUCGAGAGUGGGAUGAAGUAUGAAGAUGCCAUCCAGUUCAUCCGACAGAAGCGCAGAGGAGCCAUCAACAGCAAGCAGCUGACGUACUUGGAAAAAUACCGACCAAAGCAGAGACUCCGAUUUAAGGACCCUCAUAACCACAAGAACAAAUGCUGCAUCAUGUAACCUCAAUGACCUCUUGCCAAAAUCCGUGCACAGACCCCAGGCACUCGCACACAUCCCCCCCUCACCUCCUCGCCCAGCCCUGCGCUCCCCUCUGCCGGGCUGGGCUGGGACACGGAGCAUCUCCAGUGUGUCCAGCACUCACAGCACACUCGUCUUGCUGGAUCCCCAAAAAAGGCUGCUGUCUCCAGCUGCAGCCCCGAGGAGGGAAGGCAGCGCUGCCCUUUGACUCUUGGUGUUAGCAGGCAGUGAGCUCCUGUGACCGUUCUUCAUCACCAUCCUCCUCCCUCCUUUCUCCCUCCCUGUUACAUUGAGAGGGAUGGGCAAAGGGUGCUUGGUUUGGGGUGAUGCAGACAGGGCUGUGCCAGCUUAGAAGGGAUGGGGUGCAGAAGGGCACCCCCAGAAAAACCUUUCCCCACCUCUUCCUCAUAAAUAAGGGCUGCAGCAGCAGGGGCAGGGGUGGGGAUGGCACAGUGGCCUCGGGGGGGAAGGUGGUGAUAGCAGGGAGAGGUGACAGGGGCCCUUAGCUCAGUGACCCUUGUGACCAGGGGAAGGGCUGAGCUAAGGCCCUCAGCACCAUUCCCUCUCUCCUGGCCCCUCUGGCAGCUCACCACCUCUCUGUUGCCUCAAUGCCAGCCAGGAUGCUGCAGAUGGGGCUCGCUGGGGACGUGCCCCAGUGGAGGCAGAGCUGCUGGGAACCUCGGGGACCACAGCAGGACUUGGAGGCACUCAGCUUUGCUGGGAUGCUGCAUCAGCACUGGGUCCCCCAAAGUGUGGGGUGCUCUUAUUCAUAGCUUCCAAAUUCAGUGCCCAGAGUGGUGGGUUCUCUGCUGUUGUGUCCCCAUCCCUGACCUGUGGCAUAAACCCCAAUUCUGGCUGCAGUGCCCUGGGGACACAUGGUGCCUCUCAAGGCACAUCCAUGUCCUCCACCACCACUGCAUUUGCUGGUUGAGGGGCUGGGCUGCAGCUUUCCUAGGGGAUUUUGGUUGUUCCUGGCAAGAGCACAUCACCUAAUUUUGCACCUGCCUUUUCCAUAUCUGUACUGAGGCACCUGGCACCCCCAGCACACACCCAGCUGGGGUGGGCUCAGAGCUGCCCUGAGCUGGGACAUGAAACAUCUCUCAACUUUCUGCCUUUGAGCACUUGCAGCAGCUGGAGCAGUGGGCACGUAGGGGGUGUGGGGAUGUU
This is a messenger RNA of Ficedula albicollis (Collared flycatcher), 1984 nucleotides long. It is a transcript of the gene PTP4A3, whose product is annotated as protein tyrosine phosphatase type IVA, member 3. The coding region runs from base 278 to 799 and encodes 173 amino acids. The record is from RefSeq and is a predicted model, not a curated record. NCBI's taxonomy places the organism in Eukaryota, Metazoa, Chordata, Aves, Passeriformes, Muscicapidae. Gene Ontology annotation, cellular component: nucleus. The transcript is spliced from 5 exons. Gene Ontology annotation, molecular function: protein tyrosine/serine/threonine phosphatase activity; protein tyrosine phosphatase activity. Gene Ontology annotation, biological process: endothelial cell migration; protein dephosphorylation.